Messenger RNA from Solanum stenotomum, 1348 nucleotides. RefSeq lists its product as uncharacterized. The coding region runs from base 65 to 1348 and encodes 427 amino acids. The record is from RefSeq and is a predicted model, not a curated record. The transcript is spliced from 3 exons. NCBI's taxonomy places the organism in Eukaryota, Viridiplantae, Streptophyta, Magnoliopsida, Solanales, Solanaceae.
GUUACUCUUGAGAAGUUGAAAGGAAGGAUUUUUAAAAAAAAUUACUUUGGCUUGAUUAGUGAGAAUGGAAAGAGGAAAAGAAAAUGAAGGACGAACAAAAGGGGAAGAUAACAAAUCAUUGGUGUCAUCCGUUGUACUUCACGAGGACAUUGUCAAUCUUAUAGAUUUCAUAGAGAGGUUAAGUAAUGGGCGUGUUCUAACUUCUCUUGACAUAGAUCAAAUUGAAGAUUUGACAUUGGAGCUGACGUUUGUGUCCGCAUUUUGUCAUCUUUAUUACUCUUUCUUUUCGGAAGGUUGUAAUGACGAAAUGUAUUGCAUAUCAAAUGAGAUUCAUGAUCUGGUUCAGUCACUUUUGCAUCGACAUGGAGAAGACAUGCUCGUUAAUAUGAAUUAUCAUGACCUCUUUGAGAAUAUCAAAAGUUAUAUUAGCUAUGCUGAACCAAGUCGUGUAACCACGACCGAGGAUGGUUUGGUUGAACUUUUGGAUGCUAUCCUCAUGUAUCUCCAAUAUCUACCCAAGUUGUGUUCUGAGUUUAUUUUUACAUCAGUGACUCAAUAUGAGCUUCUGCAGAAUGUAUUUGGCAAUUUACGAAAUUUCCAUAGGUUGAAAGUAAAUGGUUGCGUUGAGUAUGAGACAAUCGAAUAUGUCAUACCCCAUCUUCAACUUAUGGCUCAGAGAGUUGUAAACUUCUGUUUUACUCUUUUGUAUUGUCAAUUUGACGAAUUAGAUGAAUCAGAUGUCUCUCGAGUUAACUCCAAGCUAGCUAAUCUACUUGUGGAGGUUAUUCCUGUUGAACUGGAGGUUAUGCACAUAUGUUGUACAAAUUUGAAAGGUUCAAAGUCGGAAGAAGUUGGACGUUUCAUCAAUCAGCUUGUAGAAGCCUCUCCGGACAUUCUUAGAGAAUCUCUGAUUCAUCUACAAGAGCACAUAGUUAAUGCUGUUACUCCCAGCGCUUCUACGUGUAACAUUCAUGUCAUGAUAGAGUUCCUAUUGAUUAUUCUUACUGAUGUGCCAAAGGACGACGUUAUUCGUCAUGACAAAUUGUUUGUUCUCUUGGCACGUGUUAGAGAACUUACCAAGGAGGUAUUCGUUCUUGUUCGCAACUUAGAAGAGAAUAUGAACGCAACAAGCGGUACAGGUCUAAACUUGCUGGAAAAUAUUGAACUCCUCAAGGAAGAUCUCAAGAAUGUUUUCUUGAAAGCCUGUGCAGACUCAUCUCAGCUCCGCUUCCCCAUGAGUGAUGGACCACUCUUCAUGACUCUUCUACUCACAAACUUAAAUGACUUGGUCAAUUCAAAUGCUUCUUCAGUUGCUUUGAUAAAAGAAGAAAUUAAGCAGCUAGUUUAG